Molecule: messenger RNA, 2245 nt
Organism: Puntigrus tetrazona (Sumatra barb)
Lineage: Eukaryota; Metazoa; Chordata; Actinopteri; Cypriniformes; Cyprinidae
Product: gastrula zinc finger protein XlCGF8.2DB-like
Exons: 3
Coding region: 347-1048 (233 amino acids)
Biological process (GO): regulation of transcription by RNA polymerase II
Molecular function (GO): DNA-binding transcription factor activity; RNA polymerase II cis-regulatory region sequence-specific DNA binding
Source: RefSeq, a predicted model, not a curated record
UUUCAGCGUGCGCUCUAUUCUUCGUGAUGCUGGUCUAAAUAGAAACGGUUAGAAAUGUUGUUUCUGUAAACAGAGAUAUAUAGGGUGUAAAUAGACAGUAAAUGUGUAAACCUGUAAUAUUCUCAACCUCACAGUCGGGACUGAGUUUUGAAUCAAGCAGGAAUAUCUGGAAGAGGAUCUGCUGCAGUGAAGAUGAUGUUUGUUAAAGAAGAGAUUGAGGAGAACACGAGAGAACCAGGAACAUGGAGAAUACAUCACAAGGAACCAGAAACUUUGAGAAUAAUACAAGAGGAACAAGAACAAGUUAGCUGCCCUGUCGUGUGAAAAUGUAGCCUAAAAAGGCCUGAUGAAAGUGAAAGAAGAGGGACAAGAUCUGAAUGAUGUGGAGGAGAAACAUCAGGAUCAUGAAGACACUGGAGAAACACUAGUGAGAUGGAGCAUUCAGAAAACAGACGUCAAAAGGCCUUUCAGCUGCUCUCAGUGCGGAAACACUUUCAAACGCAAAGAAAACCUUAAGAAUCACAUGUUAGUUCAUGCUGAAAUAAAGUCUUUCACCUGCUCUCAGUGUGGGAAGAGUUUUACACAGAAAGGAAGCCUCAAUAAGCACAUGUUAAUUCAUGCUGGAAUAAAAGCUUUCAGCUGCUCUGAAUGUGGAAAGAGUUUCACACAGAAAGGACAACUUAAGAUUCAUUUGGUAACUCACUCUUCGGAAAAGCCUUUCAGCUGCUCUCAGUGCGGAAAGAGUUUUACACAGAAAGGAAGCCUCAGUGAUCACAUGUUAAUUCAUGCUGGAUUAAAGCCUUUUAGCUGCUCUCAGUGUGGAAAGAGUUUUACACAGAAGGCAAACCUCAAUACCCACAUGUUAAUUCAUGCUGGAAUAAAGUCUUUUGGCUGCGCUCAGUGUGGGAAAUGUUUUACACAGAAAGAAAGCCUCGAGAGGCACAUGUUAAGUCAUGCUGGAAUAAAGUCUUUUUGUUGCUCUCAGUGUGGAAAGAGUUUUACACGGAAAAGGCAACUUACAAUUCAUUUGCUAACUCACACUUCAUAAAAACCUUUCGCCUGCUCUCAGUGUGGAAACGAUACCUUUUGAAUCGCAUGUUAAAGGGGUCAUCAGAUGCCCAUAUUAAACCUAAGUUAUCGGUUUAAUAUCAUAGGAUGUGACAUAGAACAGGUUUCAGCAUAUUGGCAAGAAGUCCGCUUCACUUGAGGUUAUUUUUUUAUUUUUUUUUAAUAACAUCAUAAUCUAAUGUGUAAACAUCUGUUCAUAGACAUGUUUUAAUGUGAUAAAAUUAUAUUAAUUUUCAUAAGUCUUAAAUAUCUCCAUUACAGCCAUGCCCCGCCCUCCGCACAUGCCCCACCCCAUCGACUAAUUAGUUAAUCGUUUUUGAAACCUAUUGAUGACUGAAUUGCAAAAAAUGCACAUCCCUGCAGUGAUUUGGAAACUUUGAUUGCAAUUAGACUUUGCCAAAAUGUGCUAGUUUUAUAUGUUCCGCAGUUCGUACCAGUGUCAGCAAUCGGACACACAGCCAAGAAUUUGUGAGCAGCUUGAUCUGUGAAAGCGUUUAUGACUUAUGACAGGGUUGUCAGACUCAAUUCCUGGAGGGCUGGAGCCCUGCAGAGUUUAGAUUCAACCCUGCUAAAACACAUAUACUAUGCAUGUCUGAAGUACUUGAUUAGCUGGAUCAGGUGUGUUUAAUUAGGGUUGCAUCUAAACUCUGCAGGGCUCCGGCCCGCCAGGAACUGAGUUUGAGACCCCUGACUUAUGAGGAUUCUAAAAAAAACAACACUGGGUGGAUUUUUAUCAUCAUAGGGUGGUGAGGGUUCGAACAUCAUGUAAAAGUGAAUAUUUCAUCCGAUGACCCCUUUAAACUUUGAACAGAUCAGAUUUAAGAUUCAAACAAAACAUUGUUCAAACACAAAGAGCUGAAUUCCACAGAGACAACAUGAUGAUUAUACAUCAGAUCCCAGUGCCAGUCUGAAGUAAAUCUAACCCACUCUUUCACAGCUUUCAACAAAAGAACACAUACUAAUAAUCCAACUCAGGAAGGAGAUUGUGUCAAAUUUGAGGCCAAUAACACAUGUGAAUCUGAAGACUUCCUCAGAUUGACCUCUUACAUGCAGCAGACAAGAACCAGACUGAGAUUCCUUCUGGACCCUUUCACUUUUUGUUCCUCGCAUUCAUAGAAUGACAAAGACUGUCUUUUACUACUUGAUUGAAUGUAUCAAAUCAACCUAAAUGAGGAUA